ACAGUGAUUGAGCCCCUCAUUCAGUUCGCACACGAUCUCUUCCCAGGAGAGGUGGACUUUGAGACCCAGGGACCCCAGGGUGCUCCAGAGCCACAGCACCCCAAGACAGAGACAGAGUCUGUGGAGAUCCCCCUCACUCCCCCGGGGUCCCCCACCCCCUCCCGUAGCUCCCAGGAGUCGGCGCCUGUCCCUCAGCAGGGCGGUUCCGAACCCGUCGUCCUCAAGCUGGGCUCAGUGUCCCGACGCACCAGCAUGUGGGAGAACCCGGCUCCGGCCCCCACGGCGCCCCUCUCCUCCGACCCACCGGGCCAGAACCCAGCCCAGAGUCACAGUGGAACCCAGGCCCCAAGGAGACCGAGCCGGGAGACGAGCCCACCUGAGCCGAGCCCCACCCUGCCUCAGGGUGGCCCAGGAGUUGGCACAAAGCCUCAGAAAGGGCCCAGACUGCGAUGCUACAUGAGUCUCCUGCAGCACACCAACCCUGUCUUCCACCUGCUGAGCCCUCUCGCUAAGAGAUCCUUCCAGCAGAGGCCGGCGAUCACCCAUGGCAAGGGGACAGGCCCCCCGUCGAACGUCCCGCAGUACCCCAGCGCCGCACCCGCCAGGCCCCAGGCUCAAUUUCCACCUCUUGCCCAGACGACGGCCCCCGAGCCCCGGCUGCAGCUGGCACUCCAGCCCCAGGCUCCUGGGACCAAGAAGGCCACGAACCGGAGGGGUAACGUCCGAGCUCCCAACUUCCCGCCCCCUCAGCCGCCGGGCGGCACGCAGGUGUCGUCCGAGGCCCGGUGAGCGCAGAACCCCGCGGCCCCGAGACUUGCCGACCGGAACCAGCCCUCCGGUCCUUCCCUCUGUGUGUCUGCUUCUGGUCUGGACCUGGCCUGUCCCAUGUCAGCGAUGGAUGCAAACUUGUUUUUUUUCUUUCUGUCUGGACUGGGAUCCCUGGAAGAGAGGGGGGCACCUGGAGCUCCUUCUCCAGCCAGGGGACAGAGGCGCAGUUCUGACUGUCCACCGACAGGGGGAGCUGGUGUGCACAGUGCUCAUGCACUUACAUGUGCCACCACUAGGGGGGGCUCUUUCUGCCAUUUCUGCCCCCACAAUACGAGCAUCUUUUUUCCCAAGAUCGCAUCCCAUUAGGAGCGUCCCCAGACCUUCUCCUGCCAUAGAGAGUUACCAGCUUGUCCUUUGUCACUUACCCACAGCUUCACAAGGGCUCGUUAUCGUUCAGGCUCUUGCCAGAGAGCAAAUCGCCGAACGAAGAAGGAGGAGUUUGUUCGUUUGCAGUGUUAACGUACAUCGGCUGCUGGUACGGGAAAGAGUUACUAAAUGGCCAAACACUGUCACUUGUACAUAGUAACAAGCUUAUUAAAACAGUUUUAUUAUAAUUAUUGUCAUUAAUACUGUUGUUGCUGUAAUUAUUCGUAAGUGCACCAAAUACAUGUUAUAUAUUUAUAUAUAAUACAGCUCAUUACAUUUGUGAUAUAAAAUAAUCCAGGCUAAUUCACUGCCUUUGAUUGUACAAUGCAUAGCUAUUACAUAGUUGCAGAUUAAACGAUUUACACUUUUAAACAUG
Messenger RNA from Lepisosteus oculatus (spotted gar), 1570 nucleotides. The record is from RefSeq and is a predicted model, not a curated record. Lineage: Eukaryota; Metazoa; Chordata; Actinopteri; Semionotiformes; Lepisosteidae.